CCAGGGCUGAUGUCAUGGCGCGAAGCCCGGCGGUGCUGCCUUCCCAGGCCCCAGGACGGCCCGGCCUUCAGGGGCGGGGGCAGGAGUCGCCGACUCUGGGGGUGCCCCGCGCUUGUGCUGCGGUCCCACUGUGCACCCUGUUGCCGCCACCGCGGAAAACGUCUUGCACGUGCGAGGGACAUUUCAGGGGUUUCCUGUUGGUCAGGCUGGAGUGAAGUGGCAUGCUCUCAGCUCACUACAACCUCUGUCUCCCGGGUUCAAGCAAUUCUCCUGCCUCAGCCUCCCAGGGACCUGGGAUUUCUGGAUUCACCCGGUAUCCAGGCUCUCCCAGAGCGGCGCUUUGGCUGGCCACGGCCUGGAGCAGAGUUUGUGCAGCGCUCCCACGGCCGCCUGCCCAGGCCUUCCCCCGACACAUGCUCAGUGGAAUUCUCCCGUGGCAGCCCAGAGUCUCCGGAACGAAGGUCUCCGCGGCCAAAGCCACGCAAGAGGCUCCCCUGCUCUCAGUUCCAGACGCACCCUCAUCCUUGGCGUCUCCUAGCCCCAGUUCUCUUUGACUCCUCCGGACUGCGGCUGAACCAGCGGUACCCGGACGACAUGUGGGGGAGGGAGGAAGCCCGGCCUGGAAGUGGCGGUGGCGGGUCCCCGGGCAAAGGAAGGGCUCAAUUGUGCAAAGGCUUCCUGCCCUGCCAGCUCGCGGGUCCGCCACCGAGCAGCCGCCUUUCUGCGGCCAGCCUGGAGGCGGGGCGGGAAGGCGAAGGCAGCAAAGGGUUACGGGAAUAG
This is a messenger RNA of Rhinopithecus roxellana (golden snub-nosed monkey), 780 nucleotides long. RefSeq lists its product as uncharacterized. The record is from RefSeq and is a predicted model, not a curated record. The coding region runs from base 10 to 780 and encodes 256 amino acids. Lineage: Eukaryota; Metazoa; Chordata; Mammalia; Primates; Cercopithecidae. The transcript is spliced from 4 exons.